UCAGAUCCCCCGUCCCGACACCGACUUGCUCACCCAGAGCAGCUGUUAUCUCUCUGCCUCCAUCCCAUCCAGCCGCCACCAUGAGCCAGUCCUACUCCUCCAGCCAGCGCCUCUCCUCAUACCGCCGCACCUUUGGUGGUGGGUCAGCCUCACCUUCCUUCCCACGUGCUUCCUUCGGCAGCAAGGGCUCAGCUUCCAGCGUCUCCUCUCGGGUCUACCAAGUGUCACGCAAUGCCGCACCACCCAGCCUGUCCAGCUUCCGAGCCUCCUACUCAGCCCCGCUGCGCUCAGCCUACCAAGGUGCUGGCGAGCUCCUCGACUUCUCCUUGGCCGACGCCAUGAACCAGGAGUUCCUUCAGACGCGAACCAACGAGAAGGUGGAGCUGCAGGAACUCAAUGACCGCUUUGCCAACUACAUUGAAAAGGUACGUUUCCUAGAGCAGCAGAAUGCACUCAUGGUGGCUGAAGUCAACCGGCUCAAGGGGAAGGAGCCCACGCGGGUGGCUGAGAUCUACGAGGAGGAGCUGCGGGAGCUGCGGCGCCAAGUGGAGCUGCUGACCAGCCAGCGAGCACGUGUCGAUGUGGAGAGAGACAAUCUGCUGGAUGACCUCCAGAAGCUGAAGCAGAGGCUGCAGGAGGAGAUUCAUCUCAAGGAAGAAGCAGAGAACAACUUAGCUGCUUUUCGAGCUGAUGUUGAUGCAGCCACUCUGGCCCGCAUUGACUUGGAGAGGCGUAUUGAAUCAUUGCAGGAAGAAAUCGCAUUCCUUAAAAAGGUGCAUGAAGAGGAAAUCCGAGAGCUGCAAUCACAGCUACAAGAGCAACAAAUCCAGGUGGAGAUGGAUGUGUCUAAGCCAGACCUGACAGCAGCAUUGCGUGAUAUCCGUGCCCAGUAUGAAACUAUUGCUGCAAAGAAUAUCUCUGAAGCUGAGGAAUGGUACAAGUCCAAGGUGUCUGACCUGACCCAGGCAGCCAAUAAGAACAAUGAUGCAUUGCGUCAAGCGAAGCAGGAGAUGAUGGAGUUCCGGCACCAGAUACAAUCAUACACCUGUGAGAUUGACGCGCUCAAGGGCACGAAUGACUCCUUGAUGAGACAGAUGAGGGAAAUGGAGGAACGCUUUGCCAGCGAGGCUGGCAAUUAUCAGGACACUAUUCAGAGGCUUGAAGAGGAGAUCCGACACUUGAAGGAUGAGAUGGCACGGCACCUGCGCGAGUACCAGGACCUGCUCAAUGUGAAGAUGGCCCUUGAUGUUGAGAUUGCCACUUACCGCAAACUGCUGGAGGGUGAAGAGAGCAGGAUUUCAAUGCCCAUCCAGACUUUUUCUGCAAUCAAUUUCCGAGAGACCAGUCCAGAGCAGCGGAGCUCUGAGGUCCACACCAAGAAAACAGUGACAAUCAAAACUAUUGAGACACGUGAUGGGGAGGUGGUGAGUGAAGCCCUCCAGCAGCAACACGAAAUGCUGUAGAUCUUAUUGUCCCCCAAGAGGCAACUGGCUCCCACGUGCAAAGACCUGGGGUUGCUAGCUCCCACACACUGUCCUGCACACCCACUCUGUGAUGGCACGACCGGAGAACCUCACACACUCAACCGGGCAUGUGUGUGGCUCUCCUUGCACCCAGUUCCCCAAAGCCUCUCUCUUUCUGCUCCCUUUCUGUUUUCUCUGUUCUGGAAGCUGGGGAGGGGGUGGGACGGGGGCAGGUGGGAAGGAUGAAAGAGAGGGGCAGCUCUCUGUGUGUGUGUGUGUGUGUGCGUGUGUGUGUGAGCGCAUGUGCACUGCAUAUGUUGGGGCUGGGGGGGAGGGAAGGCUUCCUGCUACUGUAGGGUCUGAAGCUUUAACCACCACCUGCAAUGUAGAACUCUCAUACAUGCAUUGUGCAUCUCCUGACCCCCAUCAACAUGCCCCCAUGUUAAUCAUGUGUAACUUUACCCUCGACCUGAGCACAGAUAACAGGCCCCCUGUCCCUGUCAAGGCCCAUCCCCUGAAGGGACAGGGGAAGGAGGGAGGAAAAGUGGGUGUAGCCCAAGGAAUGACCAUGAGCCAAUUGCCCAGCCUUGCCUCUGAGACCAAAGCCACAGAGCGCCUCUUCCCCUCCCCUCACCUCCCCUCCCCAUUGGAGCGGGACUCCUUGCUUGGGGGGUUGAUGGGGCAGUGAACAUCUGUCCCUCCCACUAAGCAGGUCUCCUUAUCUUGGUUUGCUCUUUUGGACAAGGGUUGUACCCUUCCACCCAGAUUGGGAUUUCCUGCUAGCGCAGGGGGCAGAAGGCUGGGAGGGUUGGGAUCCCAAAGGAGGGAGUGGGAGCUGCUUAGGUAGGAGGCUUGGACUUCGCAAAUCUGCUGCAAAAUGGAUCUCCCAGUUUGGGGCUAUGGGCUGUGAGGGUCACCAAGGAGGGAAGAAGGGUGCCCAGGGGCCCCUGUGCACCCCCAUCCUAGAUCCCAAACCUCUCUCCUAGGGGCUGCUGCAUGCAAGGGGCCGCUUAAGGUUUAUGGGUGUUGGACAAGAUAAGAGAAGGAACAGGCAGGUGAUGGGUAUGGGGGAGAGAGAACAAGAGUGAGAAAUAAUUUGUGGGUGUGAGUGGAAGAGGAGAGAUGAGAUGGAGAGAGGCUGAAUGCCCCUGACCUUCCCAUCCCAGCACAUCCCUGGCUCUGCCAAGUGAUUAAUAAACCAUGGAGCACAAAA
Molecule: messenger RNA, 2676 nt
Organism: Rhineura floridana
Lineage: Eukaryota; Metazoa; Chordata; Lepidosauria; Squamata; Rhineuridae
Gene: DES
Product: desmin
Exons: 9
Coding region: 81-1463 (460 amino acids)
Biological process (GO): skeletal muscle organ development
Cellular component (GO): cell-cell junction; intermediate filament; sarcolemma
Source: RefSeq, a predicted model, not a curated record